Messenger RNA from Polychytrium aggregatum, 981 nucleotides. RefSeq lists its product as uncharacterized. The record is from RefSeq and is a predicted model, not a curated record. The transcript has 2 exons. Lineage: Eukaryota; Fungi; Chytridiomycota; Chytridiomycetes; Polychytriales. Bases 114 to 767 code for a protein of 217 amino acids.
UAUCGCCCUCAUCCCUUGGCUGCUCUCUCCAGCACAAUCCUCGCAACCCCGUCGCGACACUUGCAUCUUCAUCCUCUCCUGUCUGCCUCUAUUCCCUCCUUGUGACUUCCCAAAUGGUCUCCGUCAACUUUGCCUCCCUGGUCGCUGCCGCUGCCCUCGCCGUCUCUGGUGUCCAGGCCCACGUCACCUGCAACCCCAACGUUGCUCCCAACGCCGGCUACUUUGUCACCAACAUCCGUGUUCCCCACUCCUUCCCCGGCUCCAACACCAUCAACAUCACCGUCAAGAUCCCCGAUGGCGUCACCUCGGUCAAGCCCCAGCUCAUCGCUGGCUGGAAGAUCGACCUGGCUAUGCGCCCCCUGAACCCUCCCAUUGUCUCCGACGGCACCACCAUCAACACUACCGUCGACACCAUCACCUGGUACGGUGGCGUUCUCUCGAACGACUACUACGCCGACUUUGGUAUCAACAUGAAGCUCCCCAACGUCACCGAGGGCUCCAAGCUUUACUUCCCCGCUACUCAGAUCACCACCAACUCCACUGGCAUCAACGUUCCUCUUGCCUGGGCCGCCAUUCCUGAUGCCAACGGCACCUUCCCUGCUGGUGCUGACAAGUCCCAUCCCGCUCCUUCGAUCACUCUCUGGACCGGUGGUGUUGCUCCUGCUCCCAGCCCGAGCACCUCUGCCAAGAGCGGUGCCAUCCAGAUUGCCGGCACUUUCGUUGCCUCGGUUGCCACUGUGGCCAGUCUGUUUGCCAUGGUUUUCUAAGCGGAGAGUGGAGGCCGAGAGAUCCACCGUUCUCCGUUCCUGUCCUCUGUCGCUCUGCCCCAGCCCACAAUUUGCCACCUUUCUCAUACGUCCCCACCCCCUCCUCUGUUCCCAAAGAUCCUGGGCAAAGAGAGGGCUCCAACGACUCUGUCUAUACAAAGAAGGAUCACAACACAAAUACAUUCAAUGAGAUGAGCAAUCUCCGUUGCUGCAC